Paramecium primaurelia is the source of this 1695-nucleotide messenger RNA. Lineage: Eukaryota; Ciliophora; Oligohymenophorea; Peniculida; Parameciidae. The record is from the annotation of a GenBank genome assembly.
AUGCUUAAUAAUUGUGGAGAAUUCUUAAGAAGAAUUGACUAAUUUGGUGCUAGUUAUAAACCUAGUUAUGCAUAUGGAGAAGUUCAAUACAAAACUUCUUUAGGAGGAUUGCUUUCAAUUCUUUUAUAUGGAUUAAGUUUAGCUUAUUUAGUAUAUGAAAUGGUAUUGUGGAGAUCUGGGAGAAUAUUACCAAAAAUAACAUCUUUACAUACUGAAAUUGAAACCUAUUAAUUAUCUUUUGAUAAAGUAACUGUAGCAUCUUUUUGUUUAAGAAGACACAAAAGUAUUAAAGAUUAAAUUGAUCCUUUUGAUCCUAAUAAUAUUGUUUUAUUACCAAUGUUAUAUGAAGUAAUUGAUGAUGAGAUUUAAGAACCAAAGCCGUUACUUUCAACAAAGAAAUCUAAAAAACAUGAAACUAUAUUAAUAGAGCUUAAAGAUAUUGUAUUGUCAAAUAAUGAACAUGAAUCAGUAGAUCAUCCAAAUAAGGAAUAUAUGCUUAUAUUGUAAUAAUGCAUUUAGAAUCUCUUACCUUAAGGAUGGUAUUGUGCAAAUGAAGAUACAAUUAAGAAAUUCUUUAAUCAAAAAUAAAAUUAAUUGACCAUUCAAACAUUUGUUAAUUAAUUUAAUACAUCUACAAGAUAAUUAGAUGUAGUUGAAUAAGAUUAUUUUGCUUCAAUUGAUAAUAAAACUACAUAUUUCAGUUAAAUAACUAUAUGUACAUCAAAUGUAUCUAUAGACACUGGGUUUUUAUUGGAAAGUAUAGAAAUGAUGGAAUUUCCAAGUUCAACUUAAUAAUAUAUUUAAUAGAUGGAUCUAGAUUAUUUUACUCACACUUUUAAUGAGGAAGUAUAUGUUGUAUUUGAAUUUGAGUUGGGAACUUUGUAAUAAACAGUAUUUAUUGAAUAUCCAAAAAUAUCUGAAGUUCUUGCAAAUAUUGGAUCUAUAAUUUCAUUCUUUUUAUUCUUUUCACAUGUUGCUUAUAUAAUAAAUGAGAAGAAUUUGGAAUUAAAGGUAGUAAGAACUUUAAUUGAGAUGUACUAUCCUUAAAUGAAAUAAAUUACUUUCAUUAAGAAUUUCUUUGGUAAAGUUAUUGAAAUCAGGUAUCAGAAUUCGAGAGUAGCACUUUCAUUUUUAGAUACUUAUAAGAAGUUAUUAAGAAUAGCUUCUGCAAAAUUAUGUUUAACAAAUACUCUUUAUGAAAUUUCAAGGUUAUAAUUCAUCCUUAGAUCAAUAACUGAAAAGGAAAUACUUAGAAAUUGUCAUGAAAUUGGAAUUAGAUUAAAAUUAAUUGAAAUUGAAUCAGAUGUUGAGAAACAAAAUGCUAUAAAAAUAGAUAAUAAUAAUUAAGAAUUAAGAUAAGAGGUUAUUGAUAAUAAUUCAAUUGAUGAUCAAAAUAAUAAUAUCUUAAAAAUUGUAAUUAUUUAUCUUUUAUUAUUUUAGAUACCUUAAAAUUUAGUAGAUGUACCUUAAUAGAUUGUAUAAUUCUAAUAAUUAAAUCAAUCACAAAGUCUAUUCUUGGGAAAGAAUCUACAUAUACAAGAAUCUAUAGAUGAUGAAUUGAAAUUGACUGAUGAAGAUUUCUAUAUCCUUAUGUAACAAUAACCGAAAAUAAAGGAUUUAAAUGCUAUUGAAUUAUAUGAAACUGUAACACCAAAAGCUUAACCCUAGAAUAAUCAAAAUAAUUCUUCUAAUUGA